GAAGAAGUGCAGUUUGUAUUUUAUUUUUUCAUUAUUUUUUAAGUGCAGCUGCUGGACUUGUUCCACGACAAGACGAUGAGGUGAGUGUCAUUACCGUUUUUGUACGAUACAAUACAAUAUGAAACGGUAUUUAACGUAAGCCUGUUUGUAUGAGGAAAUUGGGUUGAAUGACAAGCGGGUGGCGCUUUCGGCCGCCGUCAGCCCACACAAUGCAGCAGCCUUCAAUUGGCUUGUUAGCAUACCAAGUUAGCUUGCAGCUGGGUGUCCCUUCUCAAAGCUGGACUACGAUUUAUUGUAUUUUCUUAACAAGAAGAAUAGAAACGACGUCACUGUCUUCAUAUCGAGGCUUGAUUUAUGAGAUGAUGACAGUUGCAUCGUUUUUGUGGCUGGUAAAUUUGAUCAAGUUCCUGUUGAUAUCUUUUUGAAUAAGAUUUAUUCCUCAGGUAUAGGCAGUGGUGUUAAAAAACAAAAACGACCGCUAUGUGAAAUGCCAAGUACUCAUUUAUUUUUUUUUAAAUCUGGUAGGAUAAUGCCUAUAGAGGCUGAAUAAAAUUUGUGUCCUCUUCCAUCUUAAUUUUUUUUUUUACGCAGCAGUGCUGCUGGGUGUAAAAAGAUUACUUAUGACGUGUCAAAAAAAGAAAAAGAUUUAAAGCCCAAAUAAGUGUGGUUACGAUGCCAAAAUUCAGAUUUUUGAUACAUUGAAAUUACCUUGAUACUGCCACUGAAAUGAUCCAAUAACAAAAACUGAAAAUGUAAGUAAAAUGCAACUAUAGCUGACAAAAAAACUUAAAGGAUUCUCUUGAUAAAAUUAACAAAAACAUACACUUCGAACAUCCUCUGAACAUAUUUGACCAUUUGAACACAUUACCAGUUAAAACAUUCAUAACCACACAUAAAUGCUGCUGAACAGCCCGUCAAAGAUUUGUUUUAACAAUGUGAUCCUGUAUAAAUAGAAGACAGCGACUAAGUAUAUCAUACACCUCCACCAAGGCUGAAAUAGUGAUGAUAAUAAAUAAAGCAAUACCUAGAGCUUUGUAUUUUGGUUUGGUUGUCCAUAUAUUUGUCAGCUAGCAUCCUGAUUUCGGGAAUUGUCAGUAUAACUAUUGAUUUUAUGGUUCUAUUAAUACUUGAUAAAUCAAAACCAAGUAAGCUCAUAAAUUCAUUUCAGCACCCUAAUUCGGAUCCUCCUCAAAAUAUAAUUCCUUGUCUCCCGUACCACACAUUGCCUUUUUUCUUUCAUCCUGUGAGCCCUUUAGCUUGAAGCAAGUGGCUUUACAGAAAGACUUUCCCAUGUCGGUCUUGCCCCCCCCUGCUGGGCAUUCAGGCAAAAAUAAUUCCAAAUAAUGCUGCGUAUAUCUUGUUUCUCCCUGAAGAGUUGAAAGUCUACCGGAGCGUAGUAUUUAAAUACCGGUAAUAAAAUAUUUUGAUGACGUUUUUGCUGGCCAGAUUCAAUCUUGUCUAUUUUCUGUCUUUGUGCCCAGACUAAAGCAAUAAAAUAUUAGUGCCAGCUGCUGGCGCUUUGUGCACCAUCAAAAAUGAAGCUGGAAGAAUCUUUCUGCUUCUCCCUCUGUUUCAAUUGUUUCAAUUAUUCAUUUGCAUUUGUCACUGUGUGUAAAUACCUACGCGGCACGGUGGAGAAACUGGUGAGUGUGUGAUGUCAUAUUUGUUUGUAUUAAUGUUAUUUCAGAUUGUACACGCACUAAUUAUAUUGAUGAGUCCCCUGUGAAGGUGUUUUAUUUGUGGUGAAUAGUCUAACUACUCAUUACAGUUAUGUUGUUUUUUUUUUCAUGUAACAUGGGUUCAUGGUUGUGUGCGUGCUAAAUGCUAUUGUUGGUUCUUUAUUUUAAGUGCUUUUCUUGACCACCAUUUUGUAAUUACUAAUUUCUCAGGAGGGGAGCUGCAAUUAUUUGCACAUUUUUUGCUUUUUGCAGGGGUCAGGGCCAUGCCGCCAAUUGUGAAGGGGUUAACUGUAUGUAGUCUACCAGAGUCCUGCUGACCUUACGUGGGGUUUGUCCGGCCACCACCCAGCCGUCGAUCGACAUGCAAGGUUUCUACUCCAAGUUGGACUCGUCCCCGCUGUUGGGUGCGGGUCCCGGGGGAGAGGGCGCCCCCGUCCCCCUUAGCCUGGCCGUGGAGACGGAGAAGGCCCAGGCCCUUCUGCAGACAUUCAGCUCCGCCUCCGUGCUGGCAUCGGCGGGGCUCGGCGUGUUCUGCGUGGCGGCGGACCACGCCCUGCAGCUUCCGCUCGUCCAGCAUCACCUGUGGCUGCGCGCCGUGCUGGACAAUGGCACGCACGCUGUGGUGGGGCUGUGGUCUUGGGCCGUGGUCAUCGGGCUCAGGAAGAAGAGCGACAUGUAUGAGGUUUUGCUGGCGGGCCUCCUGGCGUCCAUCAUUGACUUGGACCACUUCUACAUGGCUGGCUCGCUCUCACUCAAGGCUGCCGUCUCCCUCCCUCAGCGUCCUCCCCUCCACUGCUCCUCCCUCAUUCCUGCGGUCUGUCUUUCCCUCCGCUUCCUCAUGUGGCUUGGACGCCUCAAAGACGCCUGGUGCUCGUUGCCUUGGAUGCUGUUCAUUUCCAUGGCGACACACCACGUGCGCGACGCCGUGCGCCACGGCCUGUGGGUGUGUCCAUUCGGGAACACGGCCCCGCUUCCCUACUGGCUUUAUAUCGGCACCACGGCAACGCUUCCUCACCUGUGCUCUGUGCUCAUGUACCUGACUGGAACAAGGGACGUCAUCUCCACCAAACAUGGAGUCGCCAUCGAUGUGUAGACUGGAUGGAUGGCGAAUUGAUGCAAGGUAGAUAACAUGGAACAAAAUCCAAACAAAUGAGUGCCAGCCGAAGGAACUUUUAACUUUCUUACCUUAUUAUACACACAAAUUUGACUUUUGUGUCUUCGCCUUUAGUGGUAUUUAUUUUGUAGUACAUUACUUUAUCACACCUACACUCUCAAAUGGAUUUGAGUUUAUCUAUCCAUCCAUCCAUUUUCUUUACCACUUAUCCUCACGAGGUUCGCAGGGAGUGCUGGAGCCUAUCCAAGCUGUCAAUGGCCAGGUGGCGGGGUACACCCUGAACUGGUCGGCAGCCAAUCGCAGGGCACAUAGAGACAAACAGUCGCACUCACAAUCACACCCAGGGGGAAUUUAGAGUGUCCACUUAAUGUUGCAUGUUUUUGGGAUAUGAGGAUGGAAAAGGGAAUUGUCCGAGGAAAACUCACACAGGCCUGGGGAGAACAUGCAAACUCCACACAGACGCGGCCAGAAUUGAACCCGGGUCCUCAGAACUGUGAGGGUAACGCUUCACCAGCUGAGCCACUGAGUUUAAACACAAAAAUGUCUUAAAAAGUGUUGCCUUCCUUGAGCUUGUAGUUAUAGUGAACAAUUCCUUUUGCAAAAUCCAUGUGCAAAGCCUUUGUGUUUUAAUAGUCAAUAGGAUAAGCUUUAUUUAUGAUAGAUUUUUACAUUUCAUAUUUAAAAUAUUUGUUUGAAACGUGAAACCACUGUAUUUAUUUAUUGUUACAUUGAAGAAUAUCUAACCGAACUAAUGGACUUUAUUUGAAGACUCAGAUAACAUCUAAUUAUUAGUAAUCUUAUCUACAAUUAUUUAAAAGAUAUCUGUAGAGCUACAUUAGUUUGAAUAUGACCAGGUUUGGUCCUAUAUCUGCACGCGUACAGAAAGAUGUCUGUACUGUUUGCCAAAAAUAAAGGCUUGUGUUCUCAUUAAGCCACUAGAUGGCGACAAGGAACUUAGUUGAAUUUUUCCAGGUUUCCUUUUGUUCCCUUCUUUAAAGAGCUCUUCUAAGUUAACAAUCAACGAAGUUGUUGUAAAUGACUUAUGAUGUAGAAGUUUUUAAAUUAAAAUGUGUAUUUCCAUUGUGGACAGGGGUUGCCCAAAAUCAUUUGUAAUUUUGUUUAUUCUCAUUACGGUUUUUAUGCUAUAAACAAUUUUGAAUAUUUUGAUCACACUAUUGUACAUCUGAUAUCAAACUUACUUGCAAUGAGCAGGUUCUGCGGACAGUAGAAUUUUUGUUUCUUGAGCCAAAUCUCUUCACUCUUUUCAGUAAUACACUUGAAGCCCAUUUUGCACAUUAUGAUUUUGUUUCAAUUUGUUUUAACUGUAUCGCGACUUAAUUGUAGUUUUUGUGGUGCAAAACAAUUUAAUGUACCGGGUAGUGCACUAUUUUAAUCUCAAUAAACAUCUUAAACGUGUGCUUUGUUGGUUACAGG
Messenger RNA from Syngnathoides biaculeatus (alligator pipefish), 4227 nucleotides. RefSeq names its product transmembrane protein 267 (gene tmem267). The coding region runs from base 2041 to 2772 and encodes 243 amino acids. The transcript has 3 exons. Lineage: Eukaryota; Metazoa; Chordata; Actinopteri; Syngnathiformes; Syngnathidae. The record is from RefSeq and is a predicted model, not a curated record.